AUGUAUAAUGAAUUCAGUCAAGAAGAUAACAAUGUAUAUUAUAAAAAAUAUUGCACAAAACUAAAUACUUCUAAAUGUCAAAAUAAAGGUGUAGAUAAAAUUUGUGUUAAACUCGUAAAAAAUUUAAUACAUUUAUCCAAUGUGCCACUGAAUAAUGACAGAGAUGAACGUUGUUAUUUAUUAAAGCACUGGUUAUAUGAUGAAAUAAGGAAAAAAUUUGGUGCUAAUUAUAAUGAUGUUAGUAAAGAGCCUGUUAUUGCUGAACUUAAAGAAGUAGUUUAUCGUAUUAAUAAUAAUUAUUUACACGAUAAACCGUGUUAUUGCGAAUUUGUUGGUACUUUGAAGGAUUGGAAAGAAGAGAAGGAACUACACGAUUAUUUUCAGAGCUAUGAUAAAAUUGAGAGUAAUAUUAAUGCAGAUGGUGAUAAAUGCAAUAAUUAUUUUAAUAAACUUGUUGCAAUUAAUAAGAUAUAUGAGGAACAUUUGGGGAAAUGCUGCUACUGCUAUAGAUCCGGCUAUUGUUAUGAUACCUGUCCAGAUUAUUUCAAAUGUGAUGAUAAGUAUAAUCCAUAUAAAAUUUUUUUAAAAUUAGAUUGUACUGAAGAAAUUAGUAAAAAUUUUAAAAAGGUUAAUAAACCACAAGGAAUUGAUUAUUAUGUUAUAACUGAAAAAUAUGAUCUUUUCUUUAUUGUGACACAAUUAUUUUUGGGGAUAUUAGGAAUACUUAUGAUAUUUUUUAUUUUUUAUAAAGUAAAUAAAAAUAUUACCAUAAGUAUUAUAUAUUACAUGUUAACAUUUUAA
Molecule: messenger RNA, 801 nt
Organism: Plasmodium cynomolgi strain B
Lineage: Eukaryota; Apicomplexa; Aconoidasida; Haemosporida; Plasmodiidae
Exons: 2
Coding region: 1-801 (266 amino acids)
Source: RefSeq, a predicted model, not a curated record